ACAAAAUCCCCCCCUCCGUUUUCCUCCGAUUCAGACAGAAUAGAACACCAGUUGACUCCACAAUCGAACUGAUCCGAUCAUGUCUUCCUUUCAACAAUCCCAAACCCGGAAAUCUCUUUACCCAGAAGUCAUUCUCUCAAACCCAGAAGCUGCUUCCGUCGCCACUUCCGGCUCUUCUUCCUCUUCUCUGUACCCAUCAAUUGACUUGACAGAUCUGGCGGAGAAUCUCUUCCCAGAGGAUGAUGCCGCUCAGGUGCCCCCACCCCAGGAACAACUCCUCCUCAAGAUCCCUGGCGCAAUUGUUAAUCUCAUCGAAAGGGAAAACAGUGUCGAGCUUGCUUGCGGGGAGUUCUCCAUCGUUAUUCUUCUCCAGGGUGAUAACCUCGUUGCAGUUUUUGCUCGUGUUGGGGAUGAAAUUCAGUGGCCUUUGGCUAAAGACGAGCCUGUUGUUAAGCUUGAUACCUCUCACUAUUUUUUCACUCUUCGUGUGCCCACGUCCCCUGAGGAAGGUAAAGAAACAGAGGAGUUCUUGAACUAUGGGUUGACCAUAGCGGCCAAAGGGCAGGAGAAGGUGUUGAAGGAGUUAGAUAAGGUUCUGGAGAUGUACAGUUGUUUCUCGGUGCAAAAAGUUAAGGAGAUGGAGAAUUGGGAGGUUCUUGAUGCAACAAAGGUGUCGCCUGAGGAGAUGGAGAGGAAGGAGAAGAGGGAGGAAAUGGUGGAGAGUUCUACCGCAUAUUGGACGACACUGGCGCCUAAUGUUGAGGACUACAGCGGAUGUGUGGCCAGGGCGAUUGCUGCCGGAUCAGGGCAGCUUGUAAGAGGGAUAUUAUGGUGUGGUGAUGUGACUGUGGAUAGGUUGAAGUGGGGAAACGAGUUUUUGAAGAAGACGAUGAAGCCAGGUUCGAGUGCAGAAAUUAGUCCGGAAGCCAUGAAAAGAAUGAAAAGGGUUAAGAAAUUGACAAAGAUGUCAGAGAAAGUGGCCAUCGGAAUCCUGUCCGGGGUUGUUAAAUUCUCCGGAUUCUUCACCAGUGCAGUUGUGAACUCCAAAGCCGGAAAGAAAUUUUUCAGCCUCCUUCCUGGAGAAAUUAUUCUCGCAUCCCUGGAUGGCUUCAACAAGGUUUGUGACGCGGUCGAAGUUGCUGGAAAGAAUGUCAUGUCAACUACAUCAGUUGUUACCACUGGUCUUGUUUCACAGAGGUAUGGAGAAGAGGCAGGGAAAGUGACAAAUGAAGGCCUUAGUGCUGCGGGGCACGCCGUGGGAACUGCCUGGGCUGUGUUCAAGAUUAGAAAGGCUCUCAACCCCAAGAGUGUUAUGAGCCCCACAACUCUAGCUAAAGCUGCUACACAAGCAAAAGCCUCUGAAUUGAAGGCCAAGAAGAAUUAAUCGUACUCGUUAUAUGAGCUCUAAAAUUAGGGAUUGUAUCAUUUGUUUGUUCAUUCAAUCUUGUGUUUAUUCUCGUUAAAAAUUUCAAAAAAUGGGUUGUUCUAAGAACACUUUUGGUCGGUUUGAGAACAUGAUUUUGAGAGAGUAUAUAGUUUUUACAUAAAUAAAGUGUAAUUGAUUUU
Molecule: messenger RNA, 1566 nt
Organism: Rubroshorea leprosula
Lineage: Eukaryota; Viridiplantae; Streptophyta; Magnoliopsida; Malvales; Dipterocarpaceae
Source: the annotation of a GenBank genome assembly